AUGGCGAUGACGAUGACUGGCCGUGUGCUGCUGGUGUGUGCCCUCUGCGUGCUGUGGUGCGUUGCCGGCGGUGUUUAUGCGAGGGACGUUGACACCAACGCACUGGGUGGCUGCAUGGCGUCGGGAGUGUUGGGUGAGAAUGGAUCCCACAUGCCUGACGGAUGUAAUAAAACGGCGAUUACGGUGCCUUUGCGGUCAGUACUGCCCAUUGCUGCCGUCGAAGCCUCGGAUGGAAAAGGCGGUUCUGCUGGUGGUACACAGAACGAUUCGAAUUCAAGUGGGACUUCCGACGCUGGUGCUAAUGGUUCUGCUGGUGCUUCUCCUGCUGAUGGUGUUCCUGCUGCUGCUGUUCCAGGGGCUUCUGGUACUGGUUCUCCUCGUGCUGGAGGCGGUGGAGGCAGUGGAACUGCUGCUGGCGGUCAAGGCGCCGGCAGCGUUUCUUCUGGUCCUUCUGCUGCUCCUGGUGGAGGCGGUGGCGUUCCUUCUGGUGGCGGUGGAGGCGGUUCUGCUGUUGGUGGACCUGCUGGUGCUUCUCCUGGUGUCGGUGGAACUUCUACUGGUGGUACACAGAAUAAUACGAAUUCAAGUGAGAAUCUCGAGUCUGGUGCUUCUGGUGGUGGACCUGCUGGUGGUUCUGGUGGUACUCCUACUGGAGGUGAUUCUGGUGGCGGCAGUGGAGGCAGUUCUGGUUCUGGAGGAAGCAGUGGAACUCCUACUGGAGAUCAAGGCACCGGUGACGUUUCUUCUUCUGGUGGAGGCGGUGGAGGCGGUGGAGGCGGUGGCGUUUCUCCUACUGGAGGUCAAGGCACCGGUGGUACUUCUGCUGCUGUUCCAGGGGCUACUGUUGUUGAUUCUUCAGCUGGCAGCAGUGGUGGUGAAGCGGGGUCCUCAGGCACUAAUUCAUCUAACACAACAGGAGAAUCUUCAACAGGAGAUCAGACGUCUGCUGCAGCAGCGGCUCACAACUCCUCGCUACCCGAAAUACCGGCAGGAAAAACAUCCGACACUGGACACACACGAAAAGAAGAAGAAGAAAUGCAGCAGCAAAGUGAUGAAACACAAGUCCAACAACAACAACAGCAUGAACACCCCGCGGAAAACGGCGAAGAAUCCGCGAAAGAUAAAAACGCCCUUCGUGCAAAUGCCACCGCAAAUACAGGCGACAGUGACGGCAGCACCGCGGUCUCCCACACCGCCUCCCCUCUUUUUCUUCUUCUUGUUGUUGCGUGUGCGGCUGCUGCUGCGGUGGUGGCCGCGUGA
Molecule: messenger RNA, 1260 nt
Organism: Trypanosoma cruzi
Lineage: Eukaryota; Euglenozoa; Kinetoplastea; Trypanosomatida; Trypanosomatidae
Product: mucin-associated surface protein (MASP), putative
Exons: 1
Coding region: 1-1260 (419 amino acids)
Source: RefSeq, a predicted model, not a curated record